ACCAUACCAUUGUAUAUGCCAGCUAUCGAUAUGAUAGGUUACCACAAUUUGUUGCCACACCCACUUAAAAUAUUAAACAACGGACACACAGUAUCAAUUACCAUACCCAAGCUGAAUGCGACCGAACUGAAAAACGGUGAAUUUAUGCCUUAUGUGCGCGGUGGAAAGCUGCCGGGUGAAUUCGAGGUGGAAGGCAUACACUUCCAUUGGGGCGAUAAGAACAAUCGAGGCGCUGAGCAUGUUGUCAACGAUAUUCGUUAUACAAUGGAAAUGCACAUUGUACACCGAAACAAGAAAUAUGCCACAUUGGCUGAGGCAUUAGAUUAUGCAGAUGGUGCAGCUGUGCUGGGAUUCUUUUUCAAUUUAGAUGAAGAUGAAGGUCCUGGUUUAACAACAAUAUGCCAUCAUUUACAUUUGAUACCGGAUGCAAGUAAUGAGAUCAAUUUAAAUGUGACCUUCUCACUUUCUUCAUUGAUAAACACCGUUGAUGUGGACAAGUUUUACACAUAUAAAGGUUCUCUAACAACACCUCCAUGUUCAGAAGCAGUAACAUGGGUACUAUAUCCUGAUCCAAUACCAAUAUCUCCAAAACAAAUUUCACGUUUCCGUCAACUAUUGGAUACUCAAGAUGGUGCACUUGUUGAUAACUACCGUCAUUUACAGCCACUUGGUAAUCGUCUCGUUUUCAUGCGGAUUGGCAACAAUCGUCACACGAAUGUAGACCAUUUAAGUAAUCAAAUUGACUAUAGGAAAUGGGAUUGGUUUCAUUGAUUCUUCAUUUCAAUAGAGUUUCCAUUAUAUUUUAUACCGGAAAGUUAGAUGCUGUUUUUUUUUUAUU
Messenger RNA from Teleopsis dalmanni, 838 nucleotides. Its product is annotated as carbonic anhydrase 7-like. Gene Ontology annotation, cellular component: cytoplasm. The record is from RefSeq and is a predicted model, not a curated record. Gene Ontology annotation, molecular function: carbonate dehydratase activity; zinc ion binding. NCBI's taxonomy places the organism in Eukaryota, Metazoa, Arthropoda, Insecta, Diptera, Diopsidae.